Messenger RNA from Arachis ipaensis, 1073 nucleotides. The record is from RefSeq and is a predicted model, not a curated record. Lineage: Eukaryota; Viridiplantae; Streptophyta; Magnoliopsida; Fabales; Fabaceae.
UUAUUCAUCACUUUGAUUCAUUAUGAGCAGAGGCUUGAGGUGAUGGAGUUCUCGGGGCUGAAAUCAAGUUCAUGUGUUACCCAUGCCAUUAAUGCUAGAGAUUCUUCCUUCUUUGAUGUUGUGGCUUCUCAACUCACUCCCAAGGUUCAUUUCUUAAUCAACCAUUUGAGCUUUUUAUUUAAGCAAUUUUUUUUUCUUUCCGUUUUUUUUUUUUAAAUAUUGUGAGUUGAAAGUAGACAACGGGAUAAAGGCCUGUGAGGGGAGAGACAAUGGCCAAGUUGAAGGUAGCUAUCAAUGGCUUUGGAUGCAUCGGUAGAAACUUCUUGCGCUGCUGGCACGGUCGCAAGGACUCACCCCUUGAUGUGGUUGUUGUGAAUGACAGCGGUGGUGUCAAGAAUGCCUCACACUUGCUUAAAUAUGAUUCUAUGCUGGGAACUUUCAAAGCAGAUGUGAAAAUAGUGGAUGACCAAACCAUUUUCGUGGAUGGUAAGCCCAUUAAGGUUGUCUCAAACAGGGAUCCUCUUAAACUUCCUUGGGCUGAGCUUGGAGUUGACAUUGUUAUUGAGGGAACUGGAGCAUUUGUGGAUGGGCCUGGUGCUGGAAAACACAUCCAAGCCGGUGCCAAGAAAGUCAUCAUCACUGCUCCUGCUAAGGGUGCUGAUAUUCCAACCUACGUCCUCGGAGUCAACGAACAAGACUACGGCCAUGAAGUUGCCAACAUUAUAAGGUCCUCAGAAUGGACCAUUUUGGAUAUAUUCUAUGAUGGAACAUCCUCUGCCAACUUGAUGGGCUUGGAUUCAACUUCCUCAAGCGUUGUACCACUCCUCAAGGUGAUUGCAAUGAUGCUACCCUUUGGGUUUGGGAGAGGUUGGGAAGGAAGGUUGGAUAAGUUAGAUGCUUGUUGGUAUUGUUGUGAUAUUGAGAAGAAGGUUGGUUAUUAUUGUGGUAAUGAGAAGAUGAGUUACCUUGGUUCCAUCUUUGAUUGUAGUUGCUUCCUGGGCAUUGUCCCUCCACCCUUGACUGGAACUAUUACCAUGAGAGUAAUUGUUUUUGCCUUGAGAUUGAUAAGGUAG